GCUGCCAAAAAAACUGAUGUGAAAGUUGGCCGGGGGCCGAUAGUGAGAUAUGAGUGGCCGCUCCAAGCCCAGCUCUGCUCCCGCUGCUGCUGCUGCUGCUGCACAGGGCUCUCUGCUCUCUCCCUCCACACACACAUGCACUUGCCCUGAAAGCUGCUGCUCAUACCAAGGAAACACACUGACACCCAGCUAGAAGCAUAAGGCAGGCAUAAUGCCACCCCUGCUCUGAUCCUUAUUAUUAUUAUUUUUAUUUUCUUUAAAUUAUAAUAAUAAUUAUAAUUAUUAUUAUCAUCAUCAUCCCAGCAUAAGUCCCAUAGGAUGAGGGCACCAGGACAGUGCUGAUGGAUGCUACUGGAGGAUAUGCCUGGUGCCUGCACAUGGAAUGCACAGUGACUGGUCAGGAACCUGCUAAUAGAACAUGAACACGGUACAGAAAUGGCACAACCUUAAAGCAUUUCUCAUAUGAUACUUGACAAGUUGCACAAAGGAUUAUUUUACACUUCCUUCCGAAAAUUCCAAUUUUUUUAAAAAUAUUUAAUUCUGAUAUUUUUUUAACUGGAUUAAAAAAAAAAUGAAAGUGGAAAAGCAAGAGGGGAUAAUGUUCUGGAGGAGAGCUUGUGUUAAAAAGUAAACAAUCCCUUCAUGGUAAGCUGCAAAGCCUCUCCUCAGGGUGGUGGCGUUUGAGGAAGGAAGAAGGGUACUUGGUUAUGGUGCCGUUCUGGGAUAGAGCUAAUACUGUAGGACAGAGGUAGCCUGACAAGGAAAUCAAAAAACACAAAAACUGACAACGAAGAGAAAGGAGCGCCCAUCUGCUUUGCUUCCAAAUUAUGGAACUUUUGUGGAAGACGUUGACCUGGAUAUUGGGCCUUGCCAUGGUUUCAGCGGAAUCUCAAAGGGACAGCAGACUCGCCUUUAGUUCUCAAGGGGAAUUCCUGUCUUACCUUGAACACUACCAGCUGACGGUUCCUAUAAGGGUUGACCGCAAAGGGGCCUUCAUCAGCUUUACUGUGAAGAAUGAAAAACACUCGCGGAGGAAGAGGAGUACAGACCCUAAAGACCAAGAGCAGGAAGCUUCUAAAUUAUUUUUUAAAAUUUCUGCCUAUGGCAAGCACUUUCACUUAAACCUGACUCUAAAUACGGAUCUGGUCUCAAAACACUUUACAGUAGAGUACUGGGGGAAGGAUGGUCCUGAGUUUAAGCACGACUUCAUAGAGAACUGUCACUACACAGGAUAUUUACAGGACCAAAACACCACAACGAAAGUGGCUCUAAGUAACUGCAAUGGCUUGCAUGGCGUAAUCGCUACUGAAGAUGAAGAGUAUUUUAUUGAGCCUUUAGACAACGUCACAGAAAACUCCAAUCACUUUAACUCCGAGAGGGGCCACCCUCAUGUUAUUUACAGAAAGUCUACCCUCCAUCAGCGAUAUGCCAGCAACCAGGGGCACUGCGGUGUGAAAGAUCUCACUGGAAACCACAAGCCUUGGUGGUUAAACUAUACAUUGUCUAAACCUACGGUGCCAUCAGAUAACGACACAGAUAAUGGUCCGCGCCGGCAGAGGAGAUCGGUCAGCAUUGAACGGUUCGUGGAAACACUAGUAGUGGCUGACAAAAUGAUGGUGGGAUAUCAUGGACGCAAAGAUAUUGAACACUACAUACUGAGCGUAAUGAAUAUUGUUGCCAAACUUUACCGUGAUUCCAGCCUAGGAAACGUUGUGAAUAUCAUAGUGACCCGUCUGAUUGUCCUCACAGAAGAUCAGCCAAACUUGGAGAUAAACCACCAUGCGGACAAGUCCCUGGACAGCUUCUGUAAGUGGCAGAAAUCUAUUCUCUCACACCAGAGUGACGGAAACACCAUUCCAGAGAAUGGCAUCGCUCACCACGACAAUGCAGUUCUCAUCACCAGGUAUGACAUCUGCACAUACAAGAACAAGCCAUGCGGUACUCUGGGCUUGGCCUCAGUGGCUGGAAUGUGUGAGCCGGAGCGGAGUUGCAGCAUUAAUGAAGACAUUGGCUUGGGUUCUGCAUUUACCAUUGCACAUGAGAUUGGUCACAACUUUGGCAUGAAUCAUGAUGGAAUCGGAAACUCCUGUGGGACCAAAGGUCAUGAAGCCGCCAAGUUAAUGGCUGCUCACAUUACGUCUAACACAAACCCUUUCUCCUGGUCGGCCUGUAGCAGGGAAUAUAUCACCAGUUUCCUAGAUUCAGGCCGUGGUACAUGCCUCGACAACGAACCUCCAAAACGUGACUUUGUGUACCCUGCAGUGGCUCCAGGUCAGGUGUAUGAUGCAGAUGAACAGUGUCGCUUUCAAUAUGGAGCAACAUCACGCCAAUGUAAAUAUGGGGAAGUGUGUAGAGAGCUCUGGUGUCUGAGCAAAAGUAACAGAUGUGUUACCAACAGCAUUCCUGCCGCAGAAGGGACCCUGUGUCAGACCGGGAGCAUUGAAAAAGGGUGGUGUUAUCAGGGGGAAUGCGUAAGCUUUGGGACCUGGCCGAAGAGCAUAGACGGAGAUUGGGGUCCGUGGUCAGUAUGGGGAGAGUGCACCAGGACUUGCGGUGGGGGCGUCUCAUCAUCUAUAAGACACUGUGACAGUCCAGCGCCUUCAGGUGGAGGAAAAUAUUGCCUGGGAGAGAGAAAGCGGUACCGCUCAUGUAACACUGAUCCUUGUCCAUCCGGGUCUCGUGACUUCAGAGAAAAGCAGUGUGCAGACUUUGAUAAUAUGCCUUUUCGAGGGAAAUAUUACAACUGGAAACCCUACACUGGAGGUGGUGUUAAAUCGUGCGCAUUAAACUGUUUGGCUGAGGGCUAUAAUUUCUACACUGAGCGGGCCCCUGCUGUUAUAGAUGGAACUCGCUGCAACGCUGAUUCCCUGGAUAUCUGCAUCAACGGAGAGUGCAAGCAUGUAGGCUGCGAUAACAUUUUGGGUUCCGACGCUAAAGAAGACAGGUGCCGAGUGUGUGGGGGAGAUGGAAGCACUUGUGAAGCCAUAGAGGGAUUCUUCAAUGAUUCGCUGCCAAGAGGGGGCUACAUGGAAGUCGUUCAAAUUCCACGAGGUUCAGUUCACAUUGAGAUUAAAGAAGUUGCUAUGUCAAAGAACUACAUAGCUCUGAAAUCUGAUGCAGACGACUAUUUUAUAAAUGGUGCCUGGACAAUUGACUGGCCGAGGAAAUUUGAUGUUGUUGGGACAGCGUUCCAUUACAAACGCCCAACCGAUGAACCAGAAUCUCUAGAAGCCUUAGGACCAACAAGCGAAAGCCUGAUAGUGAUGAUUCUCCUUCAAGAACAGAACAUGGGAAUCAGAUAUAAAUUUAAUGUCCCCAUCACCCGAACAGGCAGCGGAGAUAAUGAAGUGGGAUUUUCUUGGCAUCACCUUCCCUGGUCUGAGUGUUCAGCAACCUGUGCUGGAGGUAUACAGAAGCAAGAAGUGGUGUGUAAAAGACUGGAUGACAACUCUGUUGUGCAGAAUAAUUACUGUGAUUUGGACAGCAAACCUCCGGAGAACCAGAGGGACUGUAACACGGAGCUUUGUCCACCUGAGUGGUUUAUCGGUGACUGGUCGGAGUGCAGUAAGACUUGCGAUGGGGGAAUGCGCACACGCACAGUGCUUUGCAUUCGGCGGAUCGGACCUUCUGAAGAGGAGACGCUGGACGACAUCAGCUGCUUGACACACCGGCCAAUAGAGAAGGAAGCGUGUAAUAAUCAGUCUUGUCCCCCUCAAUGGAUUGCUUUGGACUGGUCUGAGUGUACUCCCAAAUGCGGUCCUGGGUUUAAACACCGGAUAGUUCAGUGCAAAAGCAGCGACCUCUCCAAAACCUUUCCUUCCACAAAUUGUCCAGAAGAAAGCAAGCCUCCAGUCCGUAUACGCUGCAGCUUGGGGCGCUGUCCGCCUCCCCGAUGGAUUACUGGAGAAUGGGGACAGUGCUCUGCACACUGCGGUCUGGGACAGCAGAUGAGAACCGUACAGUGUCUCUCAUAUACGGGGCAAGCAUCUAGCGACUGUCCGGAAACUGUUCGCCCUCCGUCAAUGCAGCAGUGUGAAAGCAAAUGUGACAGCAGCCCGAUCUCAAACACAGAGGAAUGCAAAGAUGUGAACAAAGUGGCAUAUUGCCCGCUGGUGCUGAAGUUCAAGUUCUGCAGUCGCGCAUACUUCAGGCAAAUGUGUUGCAAAACUUGCCAAGGACACUGACCCACAGCAUGGCAAGGGGAAGAGAGAGCAUUGUUAUCCGCUGUUGUGGAGAGAGUCCACAACCCAGAGAGACACAGAGGGGAAUGAGAUAAAUGUCCUUGAAAAGGGAUAGCCCUGUGUACAACAUAACCACUCGUCAGCCGCAGCUGACAGGAUUGCAGUAUUUUUUAACUUCUGUGAAGUGAAUUUAUUAUCCAAAGUGCUGGACACCCCAACAAGGAGAAGAGCCAAAUUGGAACACUUUGAAACAGUCUAACAAAGCAGACUAUGGGACGUUUGUGUUCCCCCGAUUACCACAAUCACCGAGCUUACCUCCUUGAACCAUUUUUAUGAUGGACUUGCAAAAUGACACUGAAUCAAUUUGUAUUUAAAACUUUUUUUUUUUUUUUUUAUGUAGCUGUUGUGCCUAAAAGAGAGAAAAUUCUUAAGUCAUAGCAAAAAGUUAUAAUUAUUUUAUCUCAAUUUUACAGCACCACAAUUUAAGUUAUAAAAACGGGCUUUGAAAUGUUAUUUAAGAAGCAAUUAUAAAUCAGAACUGAAAUAGGUGUAUUUUGUUAUUCUGCCUGAAUUCUUCUUCAUAGUUUUUUCUGUAAUACCGCUGUGAAGCAAAUUACGUAUAUAAUGGUAUACAGUUGUCAGUAUUCACAGGUGCAUCAUUUAAUACCUGCAUAGAGGACAUAUGGCAGGUAUAAAACUCACUCAGAGUAGCUGAAAGCCAGCUUAGAAAGAAUGUUUGAAUGUCUAUUAAAAAGAAAAGAAAAAAAAAUAACACAUUGCCUGCAGUCAGCUAUUUUGCUAAUGUGAAAAAUAUAGGAAACAGUUGGCGUUGGUGCUAUCUUUCUUAUUAGGUAAUAUAAAUAUAUUUAAAACAGGUUUUAAAAAUAUUUUUUCUAGAUUAUUGUACUUUUCUGUGUCUUCUCUCUAUCCGUUCAUUGUUCAAUGAGAAGUUUUCAAUAAUUCCUAAACCAAUUUGCCAUUUACAUUUUGUAACUCCCUACAGCAGUGAUUUUCAACCUUUUUUUUACUCGCGGCACACCGAACAAUAUUUUAAAAUUGCCAAGGCGCACCAUCAGUUCCCCACAGAAAAAAAAAACAAAAAAACACACAUUGGUCCUCAUAGUAAAAAAAAAUCCAGACAUACAUUGGCCUCCACAGAAAAAACAAUCACAUUGCUCCCCACAUAAAUCAUAUUGCUCCCUAUAUAAAUCCUAUUGCUCCCCACAUGAAUUAUUCACAUUGUUCCCCCCAUAAAUCCUUAUUCUCUCCACAUAAAUCCUAUUUUUCCCCAUAGGAGAAUACCCCCCCCCCCCCCCCAAAAAAAAAAAAAAAUAUUAGCCCCUACAGGUCAGCUGUCCUCCUCCCUGUCCCACAGUGGUGGGGGUUGUUCAUAGUGGAUUGCUGCGAAUACUGAGCAGCAGGCGGUCGGGCAGGUGUGGAUAUGGGUGGGCAAGGAAAGCUGUGUAUGCAGGCAGGAACUGGAAGAUGUGUAUGCAGGCGGGUGGGCUGGCUGGAUGGUGAGACGCGGCGGCCGUGACCUAUGAUAUCACACCGCCGCGUCUUCAAGGCAUACGUCAUGGCCGGAGCACGACUGAUCCUCUAAGAAGAGCCCGGGCCAACAGUUCACUCUGAAGGUGCAGGAAGCUGCUCUGGCUCCGCGUGUGACACACCUUGCAACUGAUCGCGGCACACUAGUGUGCCACGGCACACUGGUUGAAAAAGCCUGCCCUACAGUCUACUCUGUACCGUGAAUGGCUGCCAGUUACACAAAUAAACCAUUGUCAUUUCACCAUAAAUGAUUAAGUCUUAAAGAAGGUAAAUUUAAAAUUCUAAAUGCGUUAAUAACAGAAUUACAAAUUUAAUUGUUCUAGGAACGUAGGGGCAGAUGUAUUAAUCCUGGAGAAGUGAUAAAGCAGUGAUCAAGCAGCGAUAAGUGCACCAGCCAAUCAGCUCCAAUAUGUAAAUUAACAAUUAGGAGCUGAUUGGCUGGUGCGUUAUCAGCUUCCACUUAUCACUGCUUUAUCACUUCUCCAGGCUUAAAACAUCUGCCCCAUAAUUCAGUCGGAUAUAUAUCCAAUAACAAGAUCUUUCUAGAUAAAAAUUCAAUGAAGGGGGACCCUAUUUGUCUGGAAGUUUAAUGUACCUUUACAGACACUAGAGUGGACAUAAUAUAUACAGAGAUUAUACACAAGCACCUCACUUUCUGCUAUAGAUAUACCAUUUAUGAAUAUUUGUAAGAGAAGCUAUUGAUGACCAUUUAGUGUCAUCAGAAUAAAAUCUAAGCUUGUCUCUUAAAUAUUGGAGCAUCUAUUUAACAUAGUACAUGUUCAAAACAAAGUUGUACAGUAUGUCUUUUCCCUAAAGCACUUUAUUUCAUUUGUGCUCCGUGUGCAUCAUUUUGUGACUUUUGGGGUGAUUUUAGGGUUUUCCUGGUGCAAUCAGAUUUUUGCACCAGUCUUGCACAUGUUUAGUGAUAUAAUUGCUGUUAAAAAUUUAUAUACCAUUGUCCGUAACCUCCUAUUCUGUAUUCUGAGUCACGCGUCAUCAUCUUUCCAACUGUACGUAGGAUUAAACAUGAUUUACACACUAAUGUAAUGUUGUGAAGGUGGCAUGACACUGAAGCAAUAUGUAACAAAGUUCUGUAAACCACUUAGUUUAGGAAAACUUAGAGACAUGUUUUCAGUCCCUCUUUUCAUCAAAUCAAUUCAAUAGUUUCUAUUACGUUGAGUUCCAAGUCUCACUAGAGAGGACCCAGUAAACCACUUUAAAGCCAAUUACAGAUUUUUUGUAGUGUUUCUAAACAUUAAUUAAUGAAGUAUGUCAUGAAAUUGCAAGUGAACCCUUCCAAGUCCAAAUGCCUUUAGAAAAAAAACACAUUGGGACAAAAUGUCCAGAGUAAUCCUCUAAUACUUUGAAAACCAUACAGUCAUGUUCACAUCUCGUAUGCCUCUCAACCAAAACAAGACAGUCACGAUUUUGAUGGGUGAUGCUGGGGUGCCAGAGUAAGUCCUGGUGAUUUUUACUAAAAUUAACUAUUUUAGAAAAAAAAACAGACUCUGGAGGUUGCUGAAAAAAGAUGCAGUGAUUUCUGUAGAAAUCACCAUGUCCUAAUUUCUGUCCUUCAAAUUGAAUAGCACAUCCCUUUGGCUUGCAGUAAAAAUGUUGUUUUAGUUUCCCGCCCGCAAUUGAAUUCCCAUCUUGGAGUCCCAGAAUAAUGGCAUGCUGACACUUGGGGUUCCAGAAUAAUGGCAUGCUAACACUUGGGGUUCCAAAGUAAUGGCAUGCUGACACUUGGGGUCCCAGAGUAAUGGCACACUGAAACCGCUUGAGCAGCACGGCAAGUUACUAUUGCAAGGAUGUUCUUGCCGAUAUGAUGGCAGCACUGCAUGGAAGGAGUUCUGGAAAUAAUCAAGAGCCCUUGGUCAUUUGAGGUGAUCACGUAAAUGUUAGACAUGGUUAUUGCAGAAAGCCCUCUUUGCUAGAAGGGUCUGAUCAGUACUGUGUUAGGGAACUGAAAUGUUCUGGGUUCCACACAGGCUUAGUUUUCAGUAAACAUUUGUGCUAGGAAGAGAACUGAAUUUCUAUAGCAGCUUAAAAGAUUAUGCCCAGUUCUUUAUCUCAAAUCAUAGAUUCUGCUCCUCAUAUACUGGCACAGUCAUCUUCGCUGUACUUACUCUCACCAUUGUUUUAUGCAAAAUAGCAUUAUGGUGUCCUCCACACGCCCUAACAAGCACAAAGAGAACUUACCGAUCUUUUUUCAGUACUAAAUAAAUGUAUUAAUAAAAGUGAGAUGCGUUAUGUUCACUUCAGUAUUUACUAAUGUGAAGUAAAGUAAACAAUAAAGAAUAUGAGGUACAUUACUAAUCGUUCCAGGCAGAUACAUCAUUUAUGACAUUAUGAAAGUAAUGAUGCUACUUUUUGGUACAAUGUUUCAAAUAGGAUUGAUCAUUCAUUUCAUGUUGUAGCGGUAUACAGUUGAGGGGCUUCGGGUUCCUUUAUCCUUCUAGUAGAAAGUGUAAUUUGUAACAUGAGGGUUUGCUUGCAUUAUAAUUGUUAAUUGAGUUUAUCUUAUGUUUAAAGUUGGAUGAAAUUAAUAUUACCUCAAAGGAAACUGAUACUAACAGUUUUUAUCAAUAUAUUUCGCUUUAUCCCUGGUGCUAAAAAUUGGGAGUCAUGUAUUUGUGUCUUGAGUAAAGCCACACUGAGGUUGGCAUUUGAGAAACUCCUUCAAACAACAGCAAACGAGAAAUAAUAGAGAAUUGUCUAGAAUAAAAAACAAAAAGAUUUGGAUCUGUUAUUAAGGCAAAAAAAUCUAAGUCUGUCUCAGAAUUAAACUGUUCCCAAUAUUAGAAUGUAAUAAAAUUAAACUAUAAUUAUGCUGCUGCUACAGAAUCUUAACAUGGUACAAAAGCUACUUUCUGGGUUUUUUUAAUUAUUUUUUUAAACAUUGGAACAAAAUAAAGUUAUGUUACAAAUUUGUGGGGUUAAUGGGCCGAUUAGUUUUAGGAACUGGAAGUAUUGUACAAAAAAAAAAAGGAAAAAGAAAGAGACAUCUUUUUGGUGCUAAAACUUCCAUUCCACUUUUGGCAAAUGUUUAAUUAUUAAAUGUGCGUAAAUCUUAAAAAUGGUCAAUUUCAAUAUCAACUUUAUUAAUCGAGUGAACAUCAUAUAGCUAUCAUUAACAUUACAGAAUGGAAUUACCCAUGUAUUAUCGUGAUUAGUUGCUUUUUAUUUUGUACUCCGUAUUAAUUUGGUACACUGUUACUAAAAUGUUUGGCUUUUCUUUUGUAAGUUAUAUCCUAAUUUAUUACCAUGUUUCCUAACACCUGUUCUCCAUUUGUUGUGUUUAAUUAAAUACCUGUAACAGUUACAUUUGACACAAGA
This is a messenger RNA of Pseudophryne corroboree (corroboree frog), 9065 nucleotides long. It is a transcript of the gene ADAMTS6, whose product is annotated as ADAM metallopeptidase with thrombospondin type 1 motif 6. The record is from RefSeq and is a predicted model, not a curated record. Gene Ontology annotation, biological process: extracellular matrix organization; proteolysis. Bases 828 to 4184 code for a protein of 1118 amino acids. NCBI's taxonomy places the organism in Eukaryota, Metazoa, Chordata, Amphibia, Anura, Myobatrachidae. Gene Ontology annotation, cellular component: extracellular matrix. Gene Ontology annotation, molecular function: metalloendopeptidase activity. The transcript has 25 exons.